AACGUGUAAAACCAAUUCUAAGAGACUGCAUUGAUUGCAUGCACGUUUUUUUGUUAAUGUUUUCCGUGGUCACCAGGCCCCCACCCCUUACCAAAAUCGUAAAUUUGCUGUUAAUAAGCAAACGUUUACGCCAUUAUUACCGCAACAUGGAGUGCACAUUGCUGUCGCCGCCUGCCUCAGUACGUGGCAUGCGUGAGCUGCAGCGCGCGGACUUUCAAAAACAUGUGCAAAUCCCCCGACUACGAGUGCCCGAAUCUCAGGUGCAGCGUGUGAUUCCGUUGGUUAAGAAGCUGCUACUUAAAAUGGAGCAUCUGCACCCAGUACGAGCCGUGGAGAAUCAACGUGAAAUACUGUUGCAUCCACUACCUGUUAAGAAUUGGGAGUCCUUACCCACCGCCGAGCUGGAGCAACAGCAGGUGACGCAGGAGAAUUUCAGUCAUGCAGAUCUCGAGUUGACCUACGAAAACUGGAGCGCCAAUGAGAUAUUGAAGAGUGUGCUGCCAGAGAACGAAGAGGGACUCUCUUCCUUUUCGCGGAUUGGGCACAUAGUCCACUUGAAUCUGCGUGAUCACCUGCUUCCCUACAAACAGCUCAUCGGUGAGGUGCUGCGCGAUAAGCUGCCCAAUUGUCGCACCGUGGUCAACAAGGCGGCCUCCAUUGACAAUACCUAUCGCAAUUUUCAGCUAGAGCUGAUUUGCGGUGAGCCAGACUACCAGGUAGAGACCAAAGAGAACGGCGUGCCUUUUGAGUUUGACUUCUCCAAGGUCUAUUGGAAUCCACGUUUGUCUACAGAGCACGAGAGGAUUGUCAACAUGCUAAAGCCUAAUGAUGUGCUCUACGACGUGUUCGCUGGUGUUGGUCCCUUUAGUGUGCCAGCGGCCAAGAAGCAUUGCAAGGUGCUGGCCAAUGACCUGAAUCCCGUCAGCUAUCAAUGGCUGCAGCACAAUGCCAAGCGCAACAAGUGCUUGGCACAUAUCAAAAUGUUUAAUAAGGAUGGGCGAGAGUUUAUCCUAAAGGAGCUGCGAGAGGAUUUGCUAGAGCGUUGGCGCACCCCAGCUACAGCUGAGCCCUAUAAAAUUCAUGUAACCAUGAAUCUGCCAGCAAUGGCUGUGGAAUUUCUGGAUACGUUUCGAGGCUUAUAUACGCCGGAGGAGGUACCAGAGGAAGCCAACUAUCCACUAGUACAUGUCUAUUCCUUUGCCAAGGGAGAAAAUACCAAGGCACUGGUGCAGCAGCUGGUGGAAAGUAAUCUGGGUGCAACAUUGGGUGACGAGCUGCAGGGAAUAAGCUUUGUUCGCAAUGUAGCGCCCAACAAGGACAUGUAUAGAGUUUCCUUUAAACUAACCCGAGCGCUCUUAACCACGCCCAAGCAGCUGCUGGGCAAGCGACCCUGUUCCACAGAUGAAACAAAUGAGGAGCUCGAUGUGGCUGCCACAAAAGUUAAAUGUGUUUGAC
Drosophila navojoa is the source of this 1455-nucleotide messenger RNA. Its product is annotated as tRNA (guanine(37)-N(1))-methyltransferase. The record is from RefSeq and is a predicted model, not a curated record. Gene Ontology annotation, molecular function: tRNA (guanine(37)-N1)-methyltransferase activity. Gene Ontology annotation, biological process: tRNA N1-guanine methylation; mitochondrial tRNA methylation. Lineage: Eukaryota; Metazoa; Arthropoda; Insecta; Diptera; Drosophilidae. Gene Ontology annotation, cellular component: mitochondrial matrix; cytoplasm.